Rhagoletis zephyria (snowberry fruit fly) is the source of this 1404-nucleotide messenger RNA. Lineage: Eukaryota; Metazoa; Arthropoda; Insecta; Diptera; Tephritidae. The record is from RefSeq and is a predicted model, not a curated record.
AUGCUCAGCACCGAGUUCACGUUCAACCUGACUGAACCGAUCAGAGCGGGCAAGGUUACCAUCGGCUACUUUGACGGCGUCCAUCCGAGCAUCGUCGCCGUGACACGCUCUGAUAAGAUCUUUGUGCACAAUCCACACAAUCGUUCAGUGUACGACCCGGACAGCAGUGUUUCCAGCAGCAGCAACAACACUACCGCAGAGAAUGGAGCUGCAAUGGGUCAGUUCACUACUGCCAGCAGCGGUAAUGAUCUUGACUUUCUUAAUAUUAAUCAAACAAUUACUUGCCUUGCUGCGGGUCCGAUCUCCUCGAGCUCACAUGCAAUGAACAACGCUGAAACGAAGAACAACUCUUCUUCCUCAUCAUCAGUAGUGGGCGCCGGCAAACAGUCAGGUGGAGUGGUCCGUCGAAAGUCGACACUGCGGCAGAAGAACCAGCUGAACAAUGAUGUCCUGGUGGUGGGCACGAAGACCUCCAUUCACGUGUACGACAUCCUCCACAACAGCGACCUGUACUACAAAGAGAUUCCCGAUGGAGCAAACGCCGUGGCGAUUGGUCAGUUUGGAAAGGUUUCCGACGGCAACUUAGCGAUGAUUGGCGGCAACUGUGCAAUUCACGGCUUUGACCGGGAUGGCAAUGACGCCUUCUGGACUGUGACGGGCGACAACAUCAGCGCCAUGGCACUGGUGGACAUCGAUAAUGACGGCCAGAAUGAGCUGGUCGUCGGCUCGGAAGACUGCGAAAUUCAGGUGUUCAAAAAGGACGCCAUCAUCUUCGAGAUGUCCGAGACGGACAAGAUCACCUGCCUUUGCUCGCUGGGACCGCAGCUGUUCGCCUACGCCCUGGCCAAUGGCACCGUUGGCGUGUACCAGACAAACGGCGAGCGGCUAUGGCGCAUCAAGUCGAAGAACAAUCCGGUGACGCUGCUCGGCGCCGAUGUGAACAAUGACGGUCAGCUGGAGCUGCUGACCGGUUGGUCAAAUGGGAAGCUGGACAUUCGCGUGGCGCACACCGGCGAGGUGAUGUACCGGGAGAACUUCAAGUGCUCCAUAGCCGGCAUCAUGAUCGCCGACUACAACAUGGACGGCAAGAAGGAGCUGAUUGUGUGCACCGUCGCCGGCGAGGUGGUCGGCUUUCGGCUGGAGUCACACGAAGAACGCCAGCAGGUGCUCAGCUCUAACUUUGAACAGGACUCUAUUCGCGAGUUGAUGAAGCGCAAGCAAACGCUGACGCAGGAGCUGCGCAACUACGAGGAGAACUACCGCAUACAGAAUAUCGUCGACCCGCCGGUGGUGCUUAAUCGCGGAAAGAUGCUCAGUGAAAAGGGCGACGUCUACGGGGCCAUUCCCGCCAGUACCAAGAUUAAGUCGUCCUUGCUGCUUAGACAGGGCGAUGAGGUUUCCACG